CCGUCUCCCUCUUCCCUCGGUUGAAGUGACCCUUGCUAGCGCAGACCCCUACGUGUAUAGACUGCGGACCAUGGGCCGUUUUUAGCACUUUAUGCAGGAGACUCCCGGGGGUGGAAGCCUCUCACACUCGGACACCAGAGCGCGGAACCCUCGAUGCCGCGGGGAGAGAAUGGCCUGUUAAUUUUGCUAGGAAUAGUGGUCCUUCCCCAAAGUAUUGGAGCCCAGGAAAGGUAAAAAGGGGAGACCGCGUCCUCGCUGGGGCCUCUGCCUUCAUAUGGUCCUAUUCAUCCAGUGCCCCAAUUACGCGCCACGGGGGAGAGACGGCCUAAAAUCAUUAGCUCCACAUACAAGUCUGGGAAGGUCCCAGCCUCCCGAGGCUCAACAGCUUUCCCCUGGAGCCCAGAAUACCAGCUCCCUGCAGCUGCUCGUGACGGAAGUUCAACCAUUGGAGGAGAGAAACACGCACACACUGGAGGGGAAAAAGCGGUUUGCACAUGUUCGCUUUCUCCUGGCUUGGGCUUUUUAGUGGAAAGGUCGGGUUAUCUGCAGAGGCGCUAGAGAGGAGAAAAGAGAAGGGUGCUUGGGGGACUCCCGUCCCUUAGUAUUGCCAGGGGCAGCGGGGAAGGAGACCUUGGUGCUGAUGGGGGUAGGACUGCAGUAGAGUAUCUAGCCUCUUAAAAUUUGCACACACGGGCGUCCUCGAGCAUCCUCACAUUGCGGUGGUCUUAAGAAUUAAAGCAACCCCUAAGCCUGAUGGCUUCUGCACUGAACAGCAAGAUUCACCAGCCUGGGGCAUGCAAUGGCUCCAAAACAGCUCAUCGCAGCGGCGGCGGUUCGAGAGAGGAGUACAGCCAGGAGAUCCACGUGAAAAUGUGCAAGAAGAUCGCCCAGCUCACCAAGGUGAUUUAUGCCUUGAACACUCGAAAUGAUGAGUAUGAAGCCAGUGUGGAGGCUCUCAGAGAAGCUCACCAAGAUGAACUUCAGAACAUUGUUGCUGAGACCAAGGCCAAGCUCCUACAGGAUCAGAGCAGCACGCUAGAGCAAGACCUUCAGAAGCGCAUUCAGUCCCUAGAAGAUGCCCUGGCAGAGCAGAAGAAGCUGACAGAGGAAGCUCUGGCAGAGUCCGCCAUGUAUAAGAAGCAGACAAAAGAAAAAGAGUUGAGAGCAGAGACCGAACAUGCCGAGAGGAUCAUUUCCCUCUCCAAGGAGAUGCUCGACCUCAAAGCUGACUUUGAGAAGAAACUUCAACACCAAAACCAAGAGUCCUCGGAGAGCCCCCAGAAUGAAGGCAGGGGGUUUGCUAAAGAGAACCCUAACACAGAGGAAGAGCUGGCCCAAAGCCACAGUGAGGAGAUGCUGAAGGCACACAGGACAUUGGAAAAGCUCAGAGCUGAGAACCAGCAGCUCAGCAAGGACUAUGCCCUGAAAGCCAAGCAGCUCCAGGCCAUGCAACAAUCCGUGGCUGAGGCCCUGAGGCAGUGGCAGCAGGAGGAGGCUGAGCUGAGGAAGAGUUUCCAAGUCCAAGAAAUGGCUCUACAAGCCCAAGUGAAGAGGCUGGAAAUAGAUUUGCAGUCUAAAUGCCAGAGAAUAAGUGACUUAAAGAAGUAUUCCCUGAAACUAAAGGAAAAGAUUCAAGACUUGGACAUCCAGCUCAGGGCAGCACAGCGAGAAAACUUGGAAUCCAAAAACACUGCAAAAAUCCUUGGGGAGAAACUAGCUAUUGCAACAGAGAAACUCAUGCUGCAGGAAUGCCAGAUAUUGCAGGAAACAGAUGAGAUGAAGACGUUACUUGGUUCCCAGAAUGAAGCAGAUGUCUUCAAAACUGCCAGUUUCUGCCUGCAGCAAGAACAGCUGUCCAUCACAGAAUGUACAUGUGCCAAAAGGAGUGAAGAUGCCCAGGCCAAGGAGGCUGGAGCUGCUUUUGAGAGAGAAUAUUUGAAGCAAAAACAUGAAAUUGAGCUUCAAAAAAUCAGGCAUCAGACAGAAGAGGUGAGAACACAUCUCAGGGAGCAGCUGGUGAAGGGAUUAGAAGACUUGGUAAAGAAACACACCAUGGAAAUCAAAUCAACUCAGUCGUCCAUGGAAGCAGAAAGAAAGAAGCUACAAAAGGAGGUUCAAAAACAGUUAGAGGAAAUGAAGAAGAAAUCUGAGAAUGAAAGGAAACGACUGGAAGAAGAGAAAGCUGCCCUGAAUAUGAAGCUCCAGGAUUCUUUGCUUGAGGAACAAUGCUUCAAACAUAGUGAACUUUCUAAGACACCAUCUGAGGGAAGAAAAUGCCAAGAACAAUUAGCUGUAGAAAUAGAAACCACCAAAGAAGAGGAAGAAAGGUUGGAAAGAUCCUGCAGAUGGAAAGAUAACAAACAGCCCCCUCUCCUGAAAGAGGAGGCGUCCCAAACACAGACUUUGCCAGAAGAUUGGCAGAACCAGAGAGCCAGUUUGGAAGCACAGAUUUCCCAGAUGAAGCAGGCUCUGGAGCAGUCUGCCCAUAACUACAGAGAGGAUCUGCAAGAGCUGAAGCAAUUGUCUGACAAAGAACGGGAGAAGCUUCUUCGGGAACUUCAAGAUCAUAUCAGACAGAGCCAGACUGCUAAAGCCCAGCUGGAAGCCUCCCAUCAAGAAGCCCUCAAGAUCAUGGAAGACGCCAAAAACCAAGAACUGAAGGAGGUUGAGGAGCGCCUAAAGAAAGAAUACAGUCACACCUUCCAGAUUCAGCAUCAGUCUCACCAACUGGAACUCCAGGCCUUGGAAGAAAAGGCAAGCAAAGACCUUCAGGGGGAACGUGAGAGGAUACAGAAACAGCAGGCCCUCUUGCUAGAUUCUCUCAGGCUGGAGUUAUCAGAGCAGCAUUCGUCCUUUAUCAGCCAACAGAAGGAAAUAGAGGAACUCGAGACUGAACUGAAGAAUCUGAGGGGACUGAAGAAACAACAGGAAGGAAGCAGCCAGAGCCAGAUCAAUUCUCUUACCGGGACAGUGGAAAAGUGUCAGAGGGAGAUGGCCGGUCUUAAGAAUGAGAAUUCCCUUCUGAAGGAGACUUUGCAGCUGCUCAGUGCCGAGGCUGAAAUGCAAAAACAAGGGGCCAUCCAGCUGCAGGAGAGGGAAAGGCAGCAGCGCAGGUUGCUGGAAGAAGACCUUCAAGUCAAGCAUAAACAAGAAAUGGAAACCUUGAAACAAGAUCAUAGGAAAGAAAUCCAAAGCAUGGUGUCUGAUUUCAGCAGCACUCAGGCUCACCUGCAAAAGAAGAUCGUCUCCUUGGAAACAGACCUUAAAGAUGCAGAAGAGAAACUACGGAAAUGGGAAUCCAGACCGGAAGAUUUACAUCUCAUAAGCAUUUUGCAAAACAGAUUAAGUGAGCGAGAAGAAAUCAUCAAACAGUUAACGGAGGAAAGAAGAUUUCAGUGUGCUGCAUUGCCAAACACUCUCUCUCAUCGGAAUAGAUCCUUUUCUUUCAAUCCUCAUCCAGGCUAUUUGACCCCCUCCAUGAAGAAAAAGAAAAUGGAGGAAGUUCCCAGCCGGGUUGUCAGUGUGCCAAACUUAGCCUCCUAUGCAAAGAAUUUACUGAGUGGUGAUUUGAGUUCCAAGAGAAAUGCUGCACCAAUAACCAAAUCACCAAGCUUAGACCCAAGUUCCAGCUGUGUUAGGUCUGGUCAUCAGCCAGUCAAAUCUCCACAUGCUAAAACUGCCACAAGGACUGAAGACAAUGAAAAAACCCAAGCCAAAGAAGUCCAAAAACAAGGUUCUCAGCAUCAGGAAUGGUUUACAAAAUACUUUUCAUUUUAGACUGACCUUUUAAACAUAACUUAAUAACAUUUGAGAAAAAAAAAAUUUUUUUUCAAAAUGUCCAAUUUAGGGAAUGGAUUGAAACAUAAAAGGUCACUUUUGCUAUGUAAUUACACGUCAUAGCUUAAAAUAAUUUUAGGAUUAAUAUUCUAUAAUGGGUUCACUAAAGAAGUUCCUUAGAUCAAGGUAAGAUCAUUUCCCUUCCUACUUGAAUACUCUAACAAAUUAUUUACUCAGUGUUAACAAGAAAGCACUCAUAGGAAAAUUUUCCAUAUGGGUUUUAUGUCACAUUUCUGGUGUUCACCACCUUUAGAGAAUGCUAGUCCUUUCUUGUGAACUGUGUAGUUGGCUUUAUAUGUGAUUUUGUUGGUCUAGAAACAAAUAUUUGACUUUUAGAAAUGACUUGACUAGAAAUAUUUUUUCUGUAAGAUAAUGUAUUUACUGUGGAGCAUAUGUUAUCAGUAGCAAAAGGAAUAAAAGGAAUUUUCAUUGACAGGAAGCUCAUUGAUAGGCAUAGAGGCUUUAGACCCACUUAUCUCACUGUGGGCUCACUGCAUGGAACUUCUGUAGAUUUAAAGGGGAGCUCUACACUCUAAAGUGUAAAUGGAUUUGGGUGAAUCUGGUCCCAUUUGAACCAGCGGGCUGUUUCAUAGCAUUAGACGUACUAGUUUUUACAAACUCUUAGUCUGUUCAUUAAAUUCACUUUGCACCUGGUGGAACUAUGGGAUUUGACAGGACCCAAUACAAAUCUUAUGAUGCAAAAUAACCUCAGCCCUUUGGUGCUGGCCUAAAUGGUGCUCCAUGAAAUUCUUAUUCCAGUAUAUGUUGUUUACUCUAUGUACUGUGUUACUUGCUGAGAUAAAAAAAUCUUCCUGUACUGCCAAUUUUUAAGUCUUUGCUCUGAAUAAAGCCAACAACUGGUAAGUCAAAAUAGUUCUAUUAUGUGUCCUUCAGCAGAAAGGUGGAUGUCACAAUUCAAGGCAGAGGCCAGGAUGGAUGGAAUGAUCGUUGUCAAAGUGACACAUGACUAGAUUUUCACUUUAGCAGAAAACAGUUUUGUAUACUUAGGCCUGAAAGAAAAAAAUGUGUUCAGUGCUCUAGAAGCUCAUUUACCAUUAAAAUUUUCACAUACAUAUCCAUGGUAAGCUAAAACACAAAGAUCCAGGGAGGAUUUUUAAAAAUACAGCUACUGGUCACCACACAGAAUUCUGACAUGUUAUUUACAGAAGAAGGUUUUUCUUUUAUUUUCUUCCUUUCUUCAUUAUGCAUAAUGAGCACUGGUAAGACAGUCUGCUUUAUUUCUUAUGUUAGAGACAUGACACCCAUGCUUUUCUUUUGCCCCAUAGAAAAG
This is a messenger RNA of Phascolarctos cinereus (koala), 5128 nucleotides long. It is a transcript of the gene FAM184B, whose product is annotated as family with sequence similarity 184 member B. The record is from RefSeq and is a predicted model, not a curated record. NCBI's taxonomy places the organism in Eukaryota, Metazoa, Chordata, Mammalia, Diprotodontia, Phascolarctidae.